Messenger RNA from Gastrolobium bilobum, 2708 nucleotides. RefSeq names its product PHD finger protein At1g33420-like. The record is from RefSeq and is a predicted model, not a curated record. Bases 327 to 2471 code for a protein of 714 amino acids. The transcript has 5 exons. Lineage: Eukaryota; Viridiplantae; Streptophyta; Magnoliopsida; Fabales; Fabaceae.
AUUUUUCUUUUUCUUUUUCUAUUCUUUUUGCUCUUUCCAACAUUAUAACAAUAUUUUAUUGUAUAUAUACGUAUAUUUCAUAAAAUAGAUUCCAGAUUAAUCCAACGACGACCAUCAAAUCUCAACAUCCAAACAGAAAAUCACAACCAAACUCUAACCUGAACGAUCGUUCCCUCUCUCACACACACUCUCUCUCUAUCUCCUUCGUCGUUACCCUUACCACCGCCAAUCACCGCCGUCCGAUCCAGAAACUUCCAACCAUCUCCGGUCAGAUCUGACCUCACGCGCCUCCCACACUGGACCACGCGCCUGUCACCGCCUCCAUCAUGGUCGUCAGCGGAGGGAAACCCCUGAAACGCAUGAAGAGGAGAGUCACCGCUGAUUUCUACGACUUCCUCUCGUUCCCCUCUCCGGCCCUCGCCGCCUCGGAAAACUUCUCCGGCGGACCCUUCCGAUCCAACGUCCGCUCCUUCCUCACCAAGCACGCGCUGCUCCCGCCACCGUCGGCGCUUUUCCCGCACCUGCUGACCUGGCAGAUCCUCUUCCGCGUCGGCGAACUCACCGACGGCCCCGAAUCGGGCCCCGCGGUGGUGUGCCUCGACGUCGUGGAAGAGGAUGUGGCCAGAUCCAGAUCUGUUUACUGCGAUCAGUGCCGAGUUUUCGGAUGGAGCGGCCACCCAGUGUGCGGGAAGCGUUACCAUUUUAUAAUCAAGGUUGAUGGGAGCUCCAUUGGUGGGUACCACAAGCCAUGUAUGUGCUGUGGAGAUAUCUUGCAUUUGUCAGAAUCCAAGUGCAAGUCAUGCAACCACGUAACAACCACUGAUGAUGUUGAAGACUGGGUGUACAACCAGUUGGAGAACACGACUCAUCUUUUACAUGGUGUUGUCCAUGCCAAUGGUUAUGGGCACCUUCUUCGGGUUAAUGGCAGAGAAGGGGGGUCUAGAUUUCUUUCUGGUUGCCAUAUCAUGGAUUUCUGGGAUCGUCUAUGCAACACACUUGGAGUCAGAAAAGUUAGCGUGAUGGAUGUUUCGAAGAAAUAUGCACUGGAGUACCGCUUGCUCCAUGCCAUUAUGAAGGGACAUCCGUGGUAUGGUGACUGGGGUUAUAAAUUUGGCUCUGGUAGCUAUUGUCUCACAGAGGAAGCAUACAAGUCCGCUGUUGAAAGCCUAUCCAAUCUACCUCUGUCCAUCUUCCUCUCCCAGGGACAAAAGCCCAACUCUCGUGCACAUGACAUGAUUUCAUAUUACCAGUCUUUGUCUGACCACGAGCUUGUAAAUAUAAGAGACCUCUUUUGUUUUCUGAUGGGUUUGAUCCAUGAUGCUCGCAAGACUGCGUUAAAGGAUGGUGGCAUAACCUGCAAGAAGCGCCGUUUCAAUGCUUCUGGACUGUCAAGUUCUUGGGAGAAGAGUGAUGUCGAACGGGUGGAGGAAGCUAUGAUCAGAGUGCUGCGUGCAGUGUCUGGGUCUAAUUGGGUGAGCUGGCGUUCUCUUCGGGGUGCUGUCUGCAAGGUGGCCUCUCCAGAGUUGCUUGAUUAUUGCCUUGGAGAACUGGGUGGAAAAUUGGUCUAUGGUGGAAUGGUUGUUAAUAGUCGAUGCAAUCCUCAAACUGGAGUUUUUGAGUUAAGACUUGAGGCUGCAAAUGGUUCUUGCUAUGGAAGUAUAACGAACAAUAAUUCUUCAGGCUCAAAGUAUCCAUCUGAAGAGAAUCUCCUGCAAUGUCUCAGAUAUUUAUACGAUUCUUUGCUUCAUCCUCAGAUGAUGCUAAACAGUGUUGCGGAAGGGACAUGGACUCUUGCAAUGAGUUCAGCUCAGAAACUUCUUGACUGCAAGCAGUUUGUAAAAGAUUAUACUCCUGAGAUAGUGCCAAUGUCAGAUUUGUAUAAAAUACGCAUCUCAUGUCAGGUUGAACUUGUGGACGAAUCUGAAGAUUCUGCAGCUCCGCCAGAAAUAGUUGUGCUGCCCACGAAUGCUACUGUGUCUGACCUUAAGAUUGAAGCAGCAAAUGCUUUUCAAGAUGUAUAUUUAAUGUUUAGAAGAUUUCAAGUUGAUGAGCUACUUGGCUAUAGCGGUGUAGACGAUUCCACCCAGGUCAAGCUCUUGUUAGGAUCGAAAGAAAUGGUUUGUGUCCGCGGAAGAUGCAUUGGGAAGAAUGGGUUGAGCAAGUUCCGAAUGGAACGGGGACUUGAGAGGUGGACUGUAGAUUGCAGCUGUGGCGCUAAGGAUGAUGAUGGGGAGAGAAUGAUGGCUUGUGAUAUUUGUGGAGUGUGGCGGCACACUAGGUGUUCUGACAUUCAUGAUACUGAUCCUGUUCCUGCAUGUUUUGUUUGCCUGAGAUGCCAAAACUCUGACUCGAAACCUAAAUCUAGUGGGCACUGCAAAGAUGAGACAGUGACUAACGUAAUUAGUACUGGUAAUAGUUGCUUUGGUAACGGCUUGCCUGUGCCUUCAGAUAUUCGUCAAGGCAUUGAUUAGGCUGUGUAUAAAAGGCUCUUUCGUUUCAGUUUAUUUUGCUUUAGCCUGAAAGAACCUGUACAUAACAGAUAGGCCUUAGGAAUGGCAUCAGUGACAGGGCAUGUCUUGUUCGUAUUCCGGGUUGUAUCUUCGUUUGUUUAUUUUGUAUAUAGUGACUGACGGGAAAAUGUGGAGGGAAAAAAAAGAAUAUCUAAUUUUAAUGGUCUCGAAUACUAACCUACCUCUGGCGCUGUAUUU